AUGUUUCUUGAACUCACAGCUCCUGCUUCUCCCAUCGUGGAGUCUUCCCCUACUACCCCUGUCAAGGACAACAAAUUUCUUGUUCUGACCCCCCCUGCUCCCGCCAUGGCGGAGUAUUCCAAUGCUAGCUCUGUUGGGGCUGACGUUGACAACACUGAAAAGCUCAUCAUGGAACAGAACGCCAAGGACGCCGAGCUGAACGAGCUGCGCGCCAAAGUCCAAGCCCUCGAGUCGGAAAACGAAGAACUCAAGGCAGAGAUUCGUUAUGAGAAAGCCUUCAAGGAGCAUUUUUCGAAGAGCCUGGACGAGGCCAACCGCAACUGGCACUCCGCCGAACUCGAAGCAUCUGCCAAGGGUGCUGAGCUGGGACGAGUUCGGGAGCGCCUGAACUCGGUCCAACUUCAGGCCGCUGCGCAAGACGAGCUCCACGCGCUCAAAGAGAAGAACACCGCCCUCCAGGCCCAUGUCCGCCUCCAGUUCUCGCUUACGACCCACCAGCACGUCCAGCAGCUGAAGCAUAUGAUGCACGACUGGAAGACUCAGGUGGAGCAGAAGAUCGAUGAGGAUUUCGAAAAGAAUAAGGCGAAGGAGCACGAAUCCGCUACCCCGGUCGACGUCAACCACGAACGACUCAAGGCUAUGAUUGAGGGCCAUGAAAAGAUCAUUAUAAACUUGAAGAAGGGAAACGACAAGUUUGUCGCCCAGAUCAAGGAUCUCCAGAAGGCAGAGAACGCUUCGUUCAUGGCGGACUUGACUGUUGAGCGCUUCGAAGCUUUCUUGUAUGAGCGUAAGAAGAUGGUUACUCAGCUUGAGGAGGAGAAACACGAGUUUGAGCAGAAGGUGAACGACAUCUAG
Molecule: messenger RNA, 855 nt
Organism: Fusarium redolens
Lineage: Eukaryota; Fungi; Ascomycota; Sordariomycetes; Hypocreales; Nectriaceae
Exons: 2
Coding region: 1-855 (284 amino acids)
Source: RefSeq, a predicted model, not a curated record